AUGAGGAUCUACAGGGCAAAGACGAUACACAUCCCGCGAGAUCAGAACCUCACUGAGCUCCUGCACUCGUCCGCGAACCCGGACCUCCCGGAGUCGCAUCUCAUUUCCAAGGACAGCCUCUCAAAUCGCAGCAUCACCAUUGGCGAGCUGCGCGAACGCGCCGGCCGCAUCGCAAAGGGCUUGCACGAUGAGUUCCACCCGGUUGACCAGGCGCGCUGGGCCAUCGCCCUGCCCAACAGCGUCGAGUACCUCGAGAUGUUCCAGGCCAUCCUCUGGACCGGCGGCGUCGGCUGCCCCAUCAACCACGCCCUCAAAGCCUCAGAAAUCGGACACGGCCUGGCUGUCUCUCAGCCGCACUACAUCGUGACGUGGGGUCCGGCCGUCCCCGCCAUCCUAGAGGCCGUCGACGUCGCGGCGAAAGACCUAGAGGCUGCAGGGGUCAAGUGGGCGCGGCCGCCGAUCGUCACGGUGGUCGAGCGGAGGCCCGGCUUCAAGCACAUCCCCGACGACAUCUACGGCGCAGAACGCCUGCCCAUUCCUCACUACCCCGACACCACGAAGCGCCUCGCCUCAAUACACCUGUCCUCAGGCACCACGGGCAAGCCCAAGGGCGUCGAGCUGACGCACCACAACUUUGUCGCAAACUGCCACCAGCUGGUCGCGCAUGAUCCCGUGCAGUUCGGCCCGGCCAGCAGGACGGUCGCCUUCACGCCCUGGGCGCACAUCGCCAUGACGACGGGGCCCCUGUUCCUGGGCCCCUACACGGGCAUGUUCCACCACGCCAUGCCCGCCUACAACUUUGACAAGUUCGCCGAGCAGGCCGUCUCCAACCAGCAGACCAACUUCCAGGGCGUGCCCAGCGUGCUGCUGCAGAUGCUCAACUCUGACAAGAUCCCGUCCAAGUACAACUUUUCGGCCGCCAAGUGGAUCAUGGUCGGCGGCGCGCCGCUCAAGCAGGACCAGGUCGCCAAGCUGAUGAGCAAGGCGCCCUGGAAGAUGCGGCAGUGCUACGGCAUGACCGAGGCGGCGGGCUACGUGGCCUUCCAGCGGGCGGACGAGGAGCUGCCCGACGGCGUCGCGGGCCAGCUGCUGCCCAACAUCGAGGCCGUGCUCAAGAAGGAGGGCGGCACCGAGGACGUGCCCCUCGGCGGCGCCGGCGAGCUGUGGCUGCGCGGGCCCAACAUCACGCGGGGCUACGCCUUCAACCCGGAGGCCAACAGGUCGGCCUUCCCCAUGGAGGGCUGGUACAACACGGGCGACGUGUGCAAGAUCGACGAGCAGGGGCGCGUCAGCAUCGUCGGCCGGACCAAGGAGCUCAUCAAGUACAAGGGCUUCCAGGUCGCGCCCGCCGAGCUCGAGGGCUACCUCAACUCGCACCCGCACGUGGCCGAGGGCGGCGUGGGCGCCACUUGGGACGAGAGCCAGCUCACCGAGCUGCCCACGGCCUGGGUCGUGCUCAAGGACCACAUCCAGGGCGAGGAGGAGACCAGGAAGGCGCUCAAGGACAUCCACGAAAACGUCGACGCGCAGGUCAGCGGCUACAAGAAGCUCAGGGGCGGCGUGUGGCACAUCCCCGCGCUGCCCAAGAACCCGACGGGCAAGAUCCUGAGGAAAAAGAUGCAGGAGAUGAGGGACGGCCUCACGUCACUGGAGAACAAGAUCCUCUCCAAGCUGUAA
This is a messenger RNA of Thyridium curvatum, 1677 nucleotides long. RefSeq lists its product as uncharacterized. NCBI's taxonomy places the organism in Eukaryota, Fungi, Ascomycota, Sordariomycetes, Thyridiales, Thyridiaceae. Gene Ontology annotation, molecular function: CoA-ligase activity. Gene Ontology annotation, biological process: secondary metabolic process. The record is from RefSeq and is a predicted model, not a curated record. The transcript has a single exon. Bases 1 to 1677 code for a protein of 558 amino acids.